Cricetulus griseus (Chinese hamster) is the source of this 1127-nucleotide messenger RNA. Lineage: Eukaryota; Metazoa; Chordata; Mammalia; Rodentia; Cricetidae. The record is from RefSeq and is a predicted model, not a curated record.
AUGGAGAGGAAGGAACAAACCUUGACCUUCUACAGUCCUGAGGUCUCCAAAGUAAAAGGGAACCGGAAAUACCAAAGGCCUACCCUUCCUACCAACAAGCAAUCGAUAUCAGCCCAGAAGCGGCAACAGUAUGUGGAUCAGGCAUACCUCUACACCCGGAUGUUCAGUGGCAGCCUCUCUGGCUUUAGCCUCCUGCUGCUGAUCUGCACGUCCCCACUGAGCUGGGUGCAGUUCCUGGUGACCAACAAUGGCCUUGAGCUCAACGCAGGACUGUGGACCUUAUGCAACCAUGAGCUGUGCUGGAGCCACACACCCAAGCCACCCUAUUACCUCCAAUAUUCCAGGGCCUUGUUCAUCAUCUCUAUCCUCUGCAUGCUUACUGGCCUUGGCUUGCUCUUCAGCUCCUGCCGCCCUGCAAAAGGAAUCCUGACCUCCGAGUUGGAUCUAAAGUUGUCCAUCCUCAGCUUCUGCUCAGCUGUCUGCUUGCUCCUCUGCCUCAACCUGUUUCUGGCCCAGGUUGAGUGGUAUACACAAAGUGCCAUGGAGUCAGAGUUCCUGUGGACCUAUUAUCUUAAUUGGUGCAGUGACGUCUUGUAUAUCUGUGCUGGGAUCAUCUCUUUUCUCAACUACAUAACUUUCCAAUCUCCUACUCCUGAUCAAAGUGACAAUACAAUCCCAUGGCACAAGUCCAGGCUACAAAAACAGACAACAUCACCACCCACUACACCUGAAAAGUCAAGUUCUCAGAUGCAAUUUCUAAGUAAGAGAGGGGAGAAACAACCAAGUAUGAGACAGGAAAAACAACCAAGUAUGAAACAGGAAAAACAGUCAAGUAUGAGAAAGGAGAAAAAACCAAGUAUCAGAGGGGAGAAACAACCAAGUAUGAGACAGGAAAAACAACCAAGUAUGAAACAGGAAAAACAGUCAAGUAUGAGACAGAAGAAACAACCAAGUAUCAGAGGGGAGAAACACCCAAGUAUGACACUGGAGAAACAACCAAGUACGAAACUGUGAUAGAAAUAGGAAAGGAUAAACCCUGCUGUCUUACUAAGUGAGAAAUGAUUGUGCAAAUUUGAUGAAACCUUCUGAUAUCAUGUCCAUAGCAGCAUUAAAGCUAACGAAAUGUC